AUGGCGAGCAUCAACAUGGGGCCGAGACCGAUGCUGCUGCUGGGGCUCGCGUGGCUCCUUAUGGCCAUCUUAACGUCUAAUGUCCGAUGUCUAAACGGCGACGAGGACCAGAACCAGGACUCCGAGUGCAAGAUGAAGAGCGUCACCGUGUCUGCACUGCCGUUUUUGAGGGAAAACGACCUGAGCAUCAUGCACAGUCCGUCGGCCUCCGAGCCCAAGCUGCUGUUUUCCGUUCGAAACGAUUUCCCCGGAGAUGUCGUGGUGGUGGACGACCUGGAAAACACCGAGCUCCCGUUUUUCGUUUUAGAGAUCUCUGGGAAUUCAGAGGACAUCCCUCUGGUGCGAUGGAGGCAACAAUGGCUGGAGAACGGCACUCUGCUCUUCCACAUCCACCACCAGGACGGCAGCCUGAACCUCCCCGAGCCCACCGAAGACCCGGCCAGCAAUUCUGCAAAGGAAGAGCUCCGCAUCCUGCACAUCUCUGUCAUGGGCGGGAUGAUCGCCCUUCUGCUGUCCAUCCUGUGCCUCGUUCUGAUCCUCUACACCCGCCGGCGCUGGUGCAAGCGUCGCCGCAUCCCUCAGCCCCAGAAGAGUGCCAGUGCUGAGGCGGCUAAUGAGAUCCACUACAUCCCCUCAGUGCUGAUGGGAGGCCAGGCCCGCGAGAGCUUGAGGAACUCCCGGGGUCAGGGGCCGAACUCCAGCGGUACCCUCAGUAUCCGGGAGACACCGAUUUUGGAUGGGUAUGAAUAUGACAUUACCGACCUGCGUCACCAUCUGCAGCGGGAGUGUAUGAAUGGCGGCGAGGAGUAUGCCAGCCAAGUCACCCGUACCCUGGACUCCCUCCAAGGCUGUAAUGACAAGAAUAAUAUGGACCUCACACCUGUGAGCGACAACACCAAGCUGGCCCUAAUGAACAAAUACAAGGACAACAUCAUUGCCACGAGUCCCAUCGACAGCAAUCACCAGCAGAACACGCUGCUCCCGCACAACACCUCCACCAGCCAACGCAAGCGUCUCUCCAGCAACACCCGUGGGGGUUCAACUUUCUUGAACCCCGACGGGGACUCUGGAACGGAGGCAGACAGCGAGCCUCAGCUGGCCUUUUACACCGACCCAAACCGCAGUCGACGCCGGAGUCGAGGUAUGAGAAACGGUAACGCCAACAGCGCGUGGGGCUCAGGGGCAGGUUCCCCGCGGAGUCCCAUCAAUAAGACCACUCUGACUUUGAUCAGUGUCAUCAGCUGCGUGAUCGGCCUGGUUUACUCCUCUCACAUGUCCUGCAGCCUCUCAGUGCGGGUGAUUCUACAUGUUCCAGAGCACCUCAUCGCUGACGGAUCGAGGUUUAUUUUGCUGCAGGGGAGCCAGAUGGACGCAUCAGACUGGUUGAACCCGGCCCAGAUCUUGCUGUAUUACCAACAGAACGCCAGUGGUCCCUGGCUCAAUGAGCUGUGUGGACGCCGCCUCCUGGACCCCUGUGAGCACCAAUGUGACCCGGAGACAGGAGAAUGCCUUUGCCUUGACGGCUACAUGAAGGACCCGGUCCAUAAGCACCUCUGCAUCCGCAGUGAGUGGGGGCCCAAUCAGGGUCCCUGGCCUUACACCAUCUUCCAGCGCGGUUUUGAUCUUGUGAUGGGAGAACAGCCCUCUGAUCGCAUUUUCAGAUUCACAUACACCUUAGGAGAAGGGAUGUGGUUGCCGUUGAGUAAAAGCUUCGUCAUUCCCCCCGCCGAGCUCGCCAUCAACCCAUCAGCCAAGUGCAAGACGGACAUGACAGUCAUGGAGGACGCGGUGGACGUAAGAGAGGAAUUGAUGAUCAGUUCAUCCUUCGAUUCCUUGGAAGUCCUCCUGGAUUCUUUCGGGCCUGUCAGAGACUGCACCAAAGACAACGGAGGCUGCAGCCGCAACUUCCGCUGCAUAUCCGACCGAAAACUGGACUCCACCGGAUGUGUGUGUCCUCCAGGGCUGAGUCCUAUGAAGGAUGGGACCGGGUGCUACGACCACCACAUUGGCAUUGACUGUUCAGAUGGUUUUAACGGUGGGUGUGAGCAGCUGUGUCUCCAGCAGCUGGCUCCUCUGGAGGAUGACCCGACACUCUACAACAUCCAGAUGUUCUGUGGGUGCAUCGAGGACUACAAACGUGGUCCAGAUGGGAGGUCAUGCCUGCCGCUGUCAGAGGCCUGCACCGAGGGAAUAGACUGCGCGGAGGCAGUGGAAAUCCCCGCUAACCAGACUGUGUUCGGAGACCUUUUCUACGGUUACGACAACCACACCAAAGAGAGCACGUCCGGACAGAUCCUCAAGGCCACAUUCAGGCAGAAGAACUUUGCCCGAGGCAUCGAGCAGCAGCUCCCAGAUGGCAUGGUGGUGGCAUCUGUGCCAACGGAGGUCCAGUGCCAUGAGGAGCUGUCGGACCCUAUUCCCGACCCAGAAUACCUCAGAGGCAUGGUGAACUACAGCGAGGUGUCUGGCUACCCCCUGGUUCAGCACUGGAGUCUUCGCUCUGUGCUAUACCACGUCAAACUCAAUCAGUGGGUCCUCUCUCAAGCCUUCAGCUCGGCCAUUCAUUCUCUGGACGGGGCAACGCAGCGGAGCGACUUUGUCUCCAUCCUCAGGGAGUUUGGGAACCAUUACGUGCAGGAGGCAGUGUACGGCUUCCAGGAGUCCUGCACCAUCUGGUACCCCAACAAACAGGUCCAGAGACAGCUGUGGCUCGAGUACCAGGAUAUUAGCAAAGGUAACUCGCCUUCCGAGGAGUCAGAAGAGCGGGAGAAGGAGCCGAGGACGCUGACCUACCCCGCCUACAUCGCCAGUCUGCUGGACACAGGUGCAAAGCGCAUGGCCGCCGGCGUCCGCAUGGACUGCAACAGCCAAGGCCAGUGCCCGCGUUCCUGCCACCUCUGCCACAUGAGCCCGAGGACUUCGCAAGGGCGUCAGCAGUCUGAGCCUGUCCUGCUGCAGAUCACCAAGGCUGCACCUAUCUACGAACUGGUGUCCAACAACGAGACCUAUCAGUCUCUCCAGGAGGCGAUGAUGAGCAUGCUAUGGUGUUCGGGAAAAGGUGAUGUCAUCGAUGACUGGUGUCGCUGUGAUUCCAGCGCUUUUGGCACAGACGGACUCCCCACCUGUGCCCCACUUCCACAGCCUUUGCUGAAGCUGUCUUACACCUACGAGCCCAGCAGCUCAUUGGUCAUCAUGGAAUGGAACCACACUGAGCCACCAAUCGGCGUGCGCAUCGUUGAUUACCUCAUUAGCCAGGAGAAGGUGACGGAGAGGACAGAUCACUCCAAAGUUGAGACAGAAACCCUUUUGAGCUUCGUCGAUGACAUCUUGUCUGGGGCCAGGUCUCCUUGUGUGAUGUUAGGAGACAUCCCUGACCUCCUGUCCUCCUCCAUCAGCAUGAUCAUCCGUUGCCUAGAGCCGGACACCACCUACAUGUUCCGGCUGUGGGCAGUAGACAACACAGGCCGCCGUUCCAGCCCAAGUGAGGUCACCAUCAAAACUCCGUGUCCAACUGUGGAUGACGUCAAAGCUCAAGAAAUUGCCGAUAAGAUCUACAACCUGUUCAAUGGUUACACCAGUGGGAAGGAGCAGCAGACGGCCUACAACACGCUAAUGGACCUGGGUGCCCCCACACUCCACCGUGUGCUCUACCACUACAACCAGCGUUACGAGAGCUUUGGGGAAUUCACCUGGAGGUGUGAGGAUGAGCUGGGACCCAGGAAGGCCGGCCUCAUCCUCUCCCAGUUGGAUGAACUCAACCCCUGGUGUAAGGGUCUUCUUCAGGAGCAGAAGAUCGGCCUCCGCAGGAUGUCACUCAAGUUCCUGUCCUGCCGCUACACUGACACCAAGGCCUUUGGGCUGAACUGGUCUCACAUGGGCCAAGACGUACACAAGGCCUGUGACGAGCAGACGCUCACUGUCAUGUAUAACGACUACGGCGAGCCCAAGGAGCUGUGAAGCUAUUAAAGAUUUCAGUUUGGAUGUGUACAGGGAUAUGGGAAAUGUGUCAAACCCAACAAAGAAACCAAUAAAAUGCAGAUUUUAUUUAUAGUGUCAUAAGCAAAUCAUGAAUAUAAUUUGAAAUGCGAAGGUUCAGAUCAGAGCUUCAAGAUAGUUACAUUCACCUAAAUAACUGUGGCUCUUUUGGUCCAUACAACUCUCUGAAUUAUAUUCUUCCCUUGCAAUGAUAAAGUGAAAUCUAAUACAAACUUGACACAUCUGCAGAUGCUUCACAACAAUAGACCCCCUUGUUCAUUGCUUUUAUUAAGGUCUUAUUUGUUCGGCCCCCUUGUGAUAUGAUGCUUAGAGACUGAACUCUAAAGUGCUCCCAGUGGUUGGCCAACCCAUUACAUGGGGGUUACUGCCAUCUGUGUGUGUACAUUGAUGAUUGAGAAGCACAUUUUAAAGCCCUAAAAAAAUGGCAUGUUUUGCUAGAUUAAAGAUAUGUGUUUUAAUUGUUUUGAUGGUUUUUGUUGGCAUUCAAGUGUAAUACAUGGCAAGGCAGGAAUGGCCGAACCUAGGAACUGAUAUGGAUUAGACACCAAAGCAGCUUUCCUAUAUUUCCUCCUUUUCUAGCUUAAAUACAGAAUACCAUGAAACAUUCCAUGUCACAAUGAAAUGUAAUCCCGUUGGGGUGAUAGCUAAACCUAGAGUAUUCUACAGUAAAUGCAUUUAUCUUAGAUAAACUAAACGUAACACCUUGCAUUUUAUUUAACUGUAUUUCUUUGUUGGUUGGACAGUCCUCAUUCAAAAGAAUGAUAUAUAAAGAGGGCACGUUCUUUUUCAAUCUUUGUUGGAAUAAAUCUAUCAUCUUAAUGGUGUAUUCAGCAUUUUAAAGCGCUUUUGGUUUCUUUCAGUCAGACAUGAUAAGGUCAGAUCUUUGAUUUAAAGAUCAGAUCCAUUCUCCUUUUCUUGGUAAAUGUACAUGAAAAUGAUCCAGCUUCUAUUGUAGCUUCGGCUUCAUUGGAACAUCCUGAAAAUUGUUAAUAUUUUGCAGCUUUUGAUGCUUGUCGUUAUUAUGAACAACUGCAACACACGCAGAAAGUGAACACCUCAUAAGCUGAACCAUCAUGUAGGUGAGCUAUGAUUUGGUAUUGGCGGCUGUAUUUCGCAGAAUUAUUUUUUAACUUGCUUUAAAUUAAGUCAGCUUCAUGAACUAGUACCCACAAGUCUUUAACAUUCAAAUGCAUUGAAAAGGAAAUGCUGUGCAAUGUUUUUAAGGUAAUGCCAGUAUUUAAGAAAGUUAUCCAUGUUUCUGUAAGAAAAGGGAGGUGGCAUUAAAGCAGAUACAGACAUUUUACAAGAAAAAAGUAAAAGACAGAUAAGAGAGUUGGAAGUUAUUUUAGUAUGAAAACUAACCUUGUACAUAACAUUAUCAUACAGUUUUAGUGAUAUAUUCUUCUGAAUGUAGUAUUGCUAGUUUGCAUUUAUAAGUAAAGCCGCUUCAAAAAGAGUUUUACUAAAUAACAGGCACAAACAAUAGCUUGUUUUCUUCACAUGUUCAAUAAAACCUGCCAAACAGUAUUUUCUUUCAUUGUUUUCACAUCAAAGUAAGACAGAUUUGUCAGUAAUCUCUACUAAAACGGUUUGUUUCUUGUGAGUUUAUUUUAACUUUAGUUUGAUCUCCAUUUGUUCUGUUCUUAUUUUAUUUGUGUGCAGUGCAUUUUUGGAGAUCAAACAAUGCACAUGUAUAUUAGUUGCUGAUUUUUAACAAACCUCAUAUGUGAAUACUAAAAUGGACACUUGUAGAUUUUUGUAUAGGCAGCAAAGUAUUUCAUAAAUGCAUCACAUUACGCAGUACAGUGUUUUUUCUUCUGUACAUAAAUGUAUAACAUUUUACGUGUGCUUUAGUAGAUACAAUAUUGUAUGGUCGUAUCUGCUGUGUAGCUUAGUCUAGCAAUUGGAUUAAUCCACUUGGUGCAGUUGUGAUGUAAAAAGUAACAGGCUUUACUUUCUUUGCUGAAAUUGGAUUAGACCUUUGUCAUAAACUGUGAUUGGUUGAUUAAAGUACUACGAAAUGACAGAUUGUUGUAGAAAAAUGGGAAAAUGACAAACUUAUAGUGGAAUAUAAAGGCACUUGACCUUUGUGAAAAAUGUAAACCAAUCAUAAUCUAUCUGCAUGAUUUUAUUCUGUCUUUGGCCAUCAUAAACUUUUUUCAACUUGAUCUUUGCUACUUCAAAGAACAAUAAAGAAUAUAUUAUGAAA
Eleginops maclovinus (Patagonian blennie) is the source of this 6205-nucleotide messenger RNA. It is a transcript of the gene astn1, whose product is annotated as astrotactin 1. Gene Ontology annotation, cellular component: membrane; endosome. The record is from RefSeq and is a predicted model, not a curated record. Lineage: Eukaryota; Metazoa; Chordata; Actinopteri; Perciformes; Eleginopidae. The transcript has 24 exons. Gene Ontology annotation, molecular function: protein binding. Bases 1 to 3957 code for a protein of 1318 amino acids. Gene Ontology annotation, biological process: neuron migration; neuron cell-cell adhesion.